This is a messenger RNA of Nicotiana attenuata, 444 nucleotides long. Its product is annotated as succinate dehydrogenase subunit 6, mitochondrial-like. The record is from RefSeq and is a predicted model, not a curated record. NCBI's taxonomy places the organism in Eukaryota, Viridiplantae, Streptophyta, Magnoliopsida, Solanales, Solanaceae. The transcript has a single exon. The coding region runs from base 1 to 444 and encodes 147 amino acids.
AUGGCUGAAGGAGGAGACUCAUCAUUCGUGAGGAGACAUUGGGAAGGAUACAAGGAGUUCUGGGGAGAGAGAUUCUCCUUCUUGGACAACUACUCGCCCUUCAUCAAGCGCGACAAGCCACUCCCUUCUUGGUCUCCAACUGAUGUCGACGAAUUCAUUGCUUCUGAUCCUCUUCAUAGACCCACUCUGAAGACUACUAGGGAAGCAGCAAAAUUUGGUGCUGUAGGAGGCCUAAUUGGAGCUGUUUCAACUGCAGGCGUUGCUUGGAAGUACUCAAGGAGUCUGCAUGGUACUACAUUGUCUUUUGGAGCCGGUGCUGUCUUUGGCUGGACAUUUGGACAGGAAGUUGCCAACCACUGGCUGCAGCUAUACAGGCUCGAUACCAUGGCUUCACAGGUUAAACUCAUGGAAUGGUGGCAUAACAAGUUUGAAGGACAGUCUUAA